AUGAGAGAUUUUUUUGCUUUUAGAAUACAAGAGAGACUAGCAGAUGGAUCUCCAUUGUUGUAUUCAAGGAGGCUCUUCCAACAGUUCUUGGUGGAUGCUUAUUCAAUGAUUGAAUCAUCUAGAUUGAAUUAUAUACGUCAUAAUCAAGACAAAUUUAGAUGUGAAAUGUACAAACGAAUAAAAGAUGCUGUUUUGAAUGGUGAAACUACACCCUCAUGUAAAGGGAAGCGAAUUAUACUACCUUCUUCAUUUACUGGUGGUCCUAGGUAUAUGAUACAGAAUUAUCAAGAUGCAAUGGCAAUUUGCAAAGUUGUGGGUUAUCCAGACCUAUUUAUUACAUUUACAUGUAAUCCUAAAUGGCCAGAGCUUGAAGAUUUUUUUGACAAUAGAGAACUACGUGCAGAAGAUAGACCAAACAUGGUUUGCAGGGCUUUUAAGGUGAAGUUGGAUUGUCUUAUCAAGGACAUCAAAGCAAAUCGCAUUUUUGGGAGGGUUAGUGCAGUGGUGUACACGAUUGAAUUCCAAAAACGCGGAUUGCCUCAUGCCCACAUACUAAUUUUCCUACACCCAGAUGAUAAGUAUCCCACUGGAGAAGAGAUAGACCAGAUUAUUUCAGCUGAGAUUCCAGAUAGAGAAAAAGAUCCUGUUUAUUUUGAUGCCGUUGAAAAACAUAUGAUGCAUGGUCCAUGUGGCAAUUUUAGAAAACAAUCACCGUGCAUGGAAAAUGGAAAAUGCAUAAGGCACUUUCCAAAAAGAUUUGUUGAUGAGACAACAGUUGAUGAAGAUGGCUAUCCAUUAUACAGGCGCAGAGAUGAUGGGAGGAUUAUUAAUAAAAGUGGUGUUGAUCUCGAUAACCGUUACGUAGUCCCACAUAAUAGGUUUUUGCUGCUGAGGUAUGGUGCACACAUUAAUGUUGAGUGGUGUAAUCAAUCGAGAUCAAUUAAAUAUUUGUUUAAGUAUGUGAAUAAAGGGAAUGAUCGUGUAACUACUGCAUUUUACAAAAGUGUUGGUGAAGACGUAGAAAGUGAUGAAAUCGAUGAGAUUAGUAUGUACUAUGAUUGUAGAUACAUAUCUCCAUGUGAAGCAGUUUGGAGGAUUUUCGGUUAUAGCAUUCACUAUAGAGAUCCUUCAGUCGUUAGGUUGGGGUUUCAUUUGCCGGAUGAGCAAAAUGUGAUAUUCAAAGACCAUGACAACUUAGAUGAGGUAGCUAGAGAGGCUCCGGUAAAGGAAUCUAUGUUUCUUGGUUGGUUUGAAGCAAAUAAAGAAUAUCGAGAGGCUAGGUCCCUAACAUUUGCUGAGCUUCCUACUAAGUUUGUAUGGAAAGCCCAAGAACGGAUAUGGGUUCCACGAAAAUCGCAUGCAGUCAUUGGAAGAAUUUUUUUUGUGCCUCCUGGAUCUGGUGAAAUUUACUAUUUAAGACUACUGUUGAAUUUAGUCAAAGUCCCUACUUGCUAUGAAGAUAUUAGAACUGUUGAUGGAACUGUGUACUCAACUUUCAGAGAUACAUGUUAUGCACGUGGCCUUUUAGAUGAUGACAGAGAAUAUAUUGAUGCAAUACAAGAAGCAAAUAAUUGGGGUUCCGGAGAAUAUUUGAGAAAAUUGUUUGCAACACUUUUGUUUUCAAAUUCUAUGACAAGGCCAGAAUAUGUAUGGGACAACACGUGGCAUAUUUUAUCUGAUGAUAUUCUACAUAGGCAAAAGAGAAUUCUUGACAAUCCAGAUUUAAGUUUAACAGAGCAGGAAUUGAAGGAUCUAACUCUUAUAGAUAUUGAGAAUAAAUUGAAGACUUACAACAAGAGUCUAAAAGAGUUCUCUUCCAUGCCAUUUCCAGAUAUGGAAAUGUGUUCCUCUCAUUUGGUUUCAAGCGGCAUCAAUCGGUUAAUUUCUGAUGAGCAACAAUAUGAUAGACACAGAUUAGCUGAUGAACAUAGCCUUUAUUUACAACAGCUGACAGAUGAACAACACCAUGUUUAUGAUAGGAUUAUGCAAUCUGUCAAUGAUGGAGUAGGUGGUGUUUACUUUUUAUAUGGAUAUGGUGGAACAGGAAAAACUUUUGUUUGGAAGACAUUGGCAUCAGGGUUAAGAUCAAGAGGUCAAAUUGUCUUGACGGUGGCUUCAAGUGGCAUAGCUGCUUUGUUAUUACCGGGUGGUAGAACAGCUCAUUCAAGAUUUGCAAUACCACUUAAUGUUGAUGAGUUUUCCACUUGCAAUAUAAAACAGGGCAGUGCAUUGGCAGAAUUGAUCAUAAAAACAAAACUUAUUAUUUGGGAUGAAGCUCCCAUGGUCAAUAAGCAUUGUAUAGAAGCACUUGAUAGGACAAUGCGAGAUUUAUUGAGAUUCAAGAAUGUUCAUAGUGAAGAGCAACCUUUUGGAGGGAAAACAAUUGUGUUUGGUGGUGACUUUAGACAGAUACUCCCUGUUAUACCCAAAGGAAGCAGGCAGGAUAUUGUGAAUGCGACUAUCAAUUCAUCCUACAUUUGGAAUAGUUGCAACAUGUUGAAACUAACAAGAAAUAUGCGGCUACAAGCGGAUGAUGCUAAUGUACAUUCGUCUGAGUUAAAGGAUUUUGCAGAAUGGAUACUAAGCAUUGGCGAUGGUAAAUGCGGGGAGUCUAAAGAUGGAAUUGAUACAAUUCAAAUUCCCAAUGACAUUCUGAUAAAAGAAUGGGAGGAUCCUAUAGCUGCUAUAUGUAGAGCAAUUUAUCCCGAGAUGUUUUGGCCUUCAAAUUCUGUCUAUGAAGUCGAAGAUCGAGCUAUCCUUGCCCCAACAUUGCAAAUAGUAGAUGAGAUUAACCGAUACAUGAUGAGUUUAAAUCCACGUGAAUCACAAACAUACUAUAGUUCUGACAAAGCAUGUCCAACAGAGCCAUCUAAUGAGUUAAUCGCAUCAAUACACACUCCAGAAUUUCUAAACACAAUUAGGUGUUCGGGGAUUCCAAACCAUGAGUUGACAGUCAAGGUAGGAACACCUAUCAUGUUACUACGGAAUAUUGAUCACUCGGCUGGAUUAUGCAAUGGAACCCGAUUGGUGAUAACAAAGCUAGGAAAACACAUUAUUGAAGCUAAAAGCAUGACAGGAAAGAAUGCUGGUCAGAAAGUUUUUAUUCCAAGGAUGACCCUUAGUCCAUCUGACCAUAGAAUGCCAUUCAAGUUUCAACGCAGACAGUUCCCUAUAAUGGUAUCCUAUGCCAUGACAAUUAAUAAGAGUCAAGGACAAUCCUUAUCAAAAGUUGGAUUGAUUUUAAAGAAGCCUGUUUUUACCCACGGACAAUUGUAUGUGGCUAUUUCGAGAGUUACAAAUAAAUAUGAUAAAUAA
Messenger RNA from Arachis stenosperma, 3315 nucleotides. RefSeq lists its product as uncharacterized. NCBI's taxonomy places the organism in Eukaryota, Viridiplantae, Streptophyta, Magnoliopsida, Fabales, Fabaceae. The transcript has 3 exons. The coding region runs from base 1 to 3315 and encodes 1104 amino acids. The record is from RefSeq and is a predicted model, not a curated record. Gene Ontology annotation, biological process: telomere maintenance; DNA repair. Gene Ontology annotation, molecular function: DNA helicase activity.